Messenger RNA from Labrus bergylta (ballan wrasse), 2916 nucleotides. It is a transcript of the gene sft2d1, whose product is annotated as SFT2 domain containing 1. NCBI's taxonomy places the organism in Eukaryota, Metazoa, Chordata, Actinopteri, Labriformes, Labridae. Gene Ontology annotation, biological process: vesicle-mediated transport. The record is from RefSeq and is a predicted model, not a curated record. Gene Ontology annotation, cellular component: membrane.
AUUCCGACAUCACGUGAACGCAUCAUCACAGACAGCAUCGUCCAGCGAGCCCGGAAGUCAAACUGAAAACUGCUGUGAGCCAAAACUUACACAGACACAAACAGCGGAUAUACAGGUGGAAAAAAAGAUAGAAAUUCACAGUUCAGCUUUUCUAUAAAGCUUCCAGCGAUGGAUAAGCUUCGUCGUGUGCUCAGCGGCCAAGAGGAAAACGAAGAGUUGGGUCUCACCGCGCAGGUCCUCGAUGCCAGCUCCCUCAGCUACAGCACCAGGGUGAAAUGGUUCUUCAUAUGCUUCGCUGCAGGCAUCCUGUGCUCAAUACUCGGCACAGCUCUGCUCUUCCUUCCAGGUGGAGUCAAGCUUUUCGCCGUCUUCUACACACUAGGAAAUCUCGCUGCUCUUUUCAGCACCUGCUUCCUGAUGGGUCCACUUAAACAGCUGAAGCGCAUGUUCGAACCAACCAGACUGAUCGCCACCAUCGUUAUGCUGCUCUGCCUUGUCCUCACACUUUGUGCAGUGUUUUGGUGGCAUAAAAAGGGGCUGGCUAUCAUCUUCUGUGUUCUGCAGUUCUUGGCGAUGACCUGGUAUAGCAUCUCGUACAUUCCCUUUGCCAGAGAUGCAGUGAUGAAAUGCUUCACUACCUGCCUGAGUUAGGACGCCGCGGUGUCCUAUUUCACCUGAAGACUGGUCCUCAUAUGCAAACUGCAAACUGCAACAAAAAAAAAACCCACAGCUGCAGCUCUGUAAAAUACGCAUCCAUGUUGUUUGUACACUUUAUCUCCAGAUUUUUACUGUUGCUUUUUUCAUACUGUGAAUUCUCACCUUUUAAGCCUAUAAUCAGAUGACAACACUUACUUUUGCCAUUUUUUGAUGUGAGAGUGCAUUUAAUGCUUAAUAUAUUUAAAGAUAUUUCUUAUUCUGUAUGUUUGGAGGAUUUUUAUUCCAUUAAGUGCAGGGAAGUGAUAUUUUGGCUUUACCCCAUAUUGUGAUUUACAGUUUAAGUGCCUCAAUGACCAACCAUGAUCUUUUGCAUAUUGACGCAGUGAUCUGCUCCUCCUGACUUCUUACACACGUGUUAUUAAAACACAUUUUCUUUCUCUCUUCUCUCGUCUGAGUGUAAGAUGCACUGAUGUAUAAAGACGCUCUCGGUUAUUUCCCUGUAGGCGAAUGAGGCUCUGCUUCACUGAUGAUGCUCCGGUAUGUAUGUGAUCCACAGCUUUCCAGACACACAGAUUAAAAUAAAGAGAAGAAGAAGCAGCUCCUGUCUAGUCUGUCCGUCCUCUUUUUGUAUUUAAACACACCUGCCCCCCCUCCCCGUAAUCAUCAAAUUACAUUAAAAAAAAAUCUCCUUUAAAUUUGACUUUCUGCCAGAUGUAGCGACGACCCAGUUAAUUACGCUUUUCUGAGCAUUGUGAUUCUGAUGUGACCUAAUAACCCAGUGUAGCUCGCAUCGGGUACCUCGGUAUUGCUUCGGCAUGACGGCACUGCCUUUGAGGAUGCGGUUGUCAUGACAACCUCCUCCUCCUCUGGAAGAUGCAUAACCUCAGCCAACCCCCCAUCUGUGCUGCAGAUGUUCACAUUAUAUCAGAUGAUGUGAGGAAGUGGGGUUGUUCAUUUCUUUAUUAUAGAAACACCUCUGAGAGUCGAGGGUCUCUCCACAGAUUUACUUCAGAUGCAGAAAAAAACAGUUUGAUUUAAAUUUGGCAUCGAUAGUCGUACCUAAAAACAGUCCUGUGCUCCCUGAUUUGAUGUCUGCACGAGGUUUAACAAACAUUCUUUCAGAGUUUUUUUUUCUGCUUGAUGCACACAUUUCACUUCCUGUUUUGGAAGCCCCCCCCCCCACUCUCCCCCCCUUCCCUCAAAGUCUCAUUAGGCUCUUGUCUAAUACGGUGUCGGAUUAGCAUGGACAAAAUCUCCCCUCCUCACUACUCGUCCGACAAAACUUGGCAGAGACCCAGCAGAUCCUUGAGCAGUUAAUCUUCUGGAUGAAAUGUUUCUGCUGAAUGAACGGGAGCGUUGUCGUUCUUAUGAUCGCUUUCCUUCACCCAAACAUUUUUUUGGAUUAAGUUCGAGGAGUUUUAAGUUUUUAGGAUGAGGCAGGAAGGGAAGUACCCCCUGACCUCGGGCAAUCUGUCAGCGUCCCAACUGUUCCCUCUUCAUUACGUCUAAUCCAUUGUUAUGUCAGAGAGGAGAGGGAUCCCACGGCGCCACAAAAACCACAGAAAUGAAACCAGUCCGGGUCUCGUCUGCAGCUCGUCCUGUGAAAAUGAAAAUGUGACGAGGCUUGUGUCAUCAUGGAUUUAAAUGUUGUUGUUUCACUUCUGAGAGUGAUUCAGUCGAACAUUGCCUUUAAAUUACAAAUGCACCAAUUUGGAAAAAUUAUGGCCAAUUCUGCUACAAAUGUUUGAAAUUACAAUUUAGCCGAUUGCCGAUGUUUGUGUAAGACUCCCACAAUGCAACAUUUUCUCUCAUGUUUGACAUGACAACAAAUCAGAGUUUGUCCAACUGGUGACUUCCUGUGUCCUGUAAGAAAACCAUUUCUCUGAAUCAGUCGUUAGGUGCACUAAAUUGAUUUUGCACAACAAAUAAACAUCGGCUACUGACAUCAGCUCAUGCCACAUUAUCUGCCAAUGUCUGCAACGGGGUCGAUGUCAGCCGAUACAGAUGUUGAAACGCUACUUUAAAUGUGUUUUGUUUAGAGAGUACGUUGAAACCUUCAGCUGCAGAAACUGAAUUUUAUAGAGAUUCUAACACCUAUCUGAAACAGUCAUGGGCCCUUUGUUCAAAACAUUACCUGUGAUCCCCCUGUCCUUAAGUCAUUUGUUUGUUUGUUUGUAAAUCAGAACUCAAACUGUAAUCACUCUUUAUUUGUAACCGUAAGCACCCUCAGGCGAUAUCAAAUAAAUAAUCUAAAAACAA